Morchella sextelata is the source of this 1695-nucleotide messenger RNA. RefSeq lists its product as uncharacterized. The transcript is spliced from 2 exons. NCBI's taxonomy places the organism in Eukaryota, Fungi, Ascomycota, Pezizomycetes, Pezizales, Morchellaceae. Bases 1 to 1695 code for a protein of 564 amino acids. The record is from RefSeq and is a predicted model, not a curated record.
AUGUCUUCCGCGUGCACGGCGACAGAGAUCACCCCUCUCUUUGGUCAUAGGAAUGGGAAGGGUGAUUUGGUCACUUAUAAUUCCUCUCUCAUUCCCAUUCGUCCUCCACCGGCUCCUGUCUCGCCCCCUUCUUCCGUCAUUGAACUGAAUGAAACCCCCCCAUUGUCAUCCCCGUCAUCCUCAUCCUCCUCUUCUUCUGGAUCUAGCGAAUCCGCCGGACCUGAUUGUGCUCUCGCCAAGUUUGAUUCUCUACUUACCAGAAUCCAGCCAGAAUCCAUCAUUGCCUUGGCCCUUCGUACUCAUCGGGAAUGGUCCACAGCACCUUCUGCCGGUACAGUCUGCACUCUAGUCUCUCCUCCCCUAUGCGGAUCUUACAAUUUGAUUCACGUUCUGGACUUUAACGAUGGCAUCAAGUGGGUUUUGCGGCUCCCCUUGAAAGACCCUGGGAGUCGUCGACUACAGUCUGAGAUCAUGACCAUGCAUUUCAUUCGCAAAUACACCACGAUCCCCAUCCCAGAUAUCAUUAGCUUUGACUCCACAACCGAAAAUGAGAUCGCGUCCCCUUACACCAUCAUGCAGUUCAAUGAUGGAACCCCCGUGUGUCAGACCUGGUGGGAUGAGAGUGGCCCAACCCCGCUGGAAGAGCGCAGGCAUAGAAUUUUGGACACCGUUGCCAGCGCAAUGUCACAGCUCACACAGUUUAAAUUCAACAAAAUUGGAUGCCUGGAAUUUGAAGGAGAUACUCGAUCACAUUUGGUUUCUUCGCCUAAAAUCGGCCCACUCAAUAUCGAGCAAGAGGAAGAGAUUAGGCAGCAAGAGGCAGAUCACAAUGGUGCUAUCUUCAAAAGCGUUGGACCAUUCGAUAGCUCACGUGAAUACUUAACCUCUUUACUUGACGCCCAAAUCAUUGAGGACGAUUCAUUCGCAAUUGGUAUGAACCGGUUGCUCAGAAUGAUGGUUGAAAGUCUUCCUCUUUCACGUUCAAUGACGGAAAAUGAAUCCUUCGUGCUUACCCACCCCGACUUUGGCGGCCAAAAUUUUCUCGUAGCUGAGGAUGGGACUCUUACCGCAAUAAUCGACUGGGACAAUGUUCAAACCGUCCCUCAAUGGAUCGGGUGUCGCUCAUAUCCUGCAUGGCUUACACGCGAUUGGGACCCCCUCAUGUACGGCUACCCCGAGGCCGAGCGUGAAAACUCCCCAGAGGAACUUGAUGCUUAUCGCAAGUACUACGCUGGAAGAAUGGCUUCCCUGGGCAGUGCCCAAUUUACCACCAAGUCUCACAUUUAUGAGGCCAUCUAUAAUGCCUCAUCCAGUCCCGCCUGCGCCGACUCAAUUAUCGACAAAAUCUUCCAUCACCUAUUCCCAGUGGAGGACAACGAUGAUAAUUAUAAUCCAGAUACACCUGAUCUAGGAGAGGUCGUUGAAGCCCUUGCCGAAGAAAGUCUAGAGGAACAUAUGGAGAACAAAGUCUUGAGCAGCAUCCAGGAACUGUUGUCACUUCCAGAAGAAACGCCAACCACCACCGUGACUCGUCAUCUGUCCACAGGCAAGAAGCUUUGGAGGUUCCUUAGAAAGUGGACUGGAGCGACUUUGAUAUUUGCUCUCUCACUAAUUCCAAAAUGGUCCGGCAUCCUUAACUUCUUCAGGAACGCUAGACCUCGUACGGACGUGUCCAUAGCUCGACGGAGGGUUUAA